This is a messenger RNA of Cricetulus griseus (Chinese hamster), 1481 nucleotides long. NCBI's taxonomy places the organism in Eukaryota, Metazoa, Chordata, Mammalia, Rodentia, Cricetidae. The record is from RefSeq and is a predicted model, not a curated record.
GGCUCGCCAUACGACACGCACACCACCGGCAUGACUGGCGCCAUCAGCUAUCACCCAUAUGGCAGCGCGGCCUACCCUUACCAGCUCAACGACCCCGCGUACCGCAAGAACGCCACGCGGGACGCCACUGCCACACUGAAAGCCUGGCUCAACGAACACCGCAAGAACCCGUACCCCACCAAGGGAGAGAAGAUCAUGCUGGCCAUCAUCACCAAGAUGACCCUCACACAGGUCUCCACUUGGUUCGCCAAUGCGCGCCGGCGCCUCAAAAAGGAGAACAAAAUGACCUGGGCCCCGAGGAACAAAAGCGAGACACUACACGCCAUGCCCAAGGCGGCUAGCGACGCGGGCAAGACGGGCUCGCAUCCCUCAGAGUCCCACUACAGGCCUCCGGGCGGCGGCUACGAGCCCAAGAAAGAUGCCAGUGAGGGCUGUGCGGUUGUUGGCGCAGGAGUCCAGCCCUACCUAUAGGAGGGCCAAGCUCAGCAGUGCAAAAUUUGGCAUGAUUUGGUUUUUUCCUUGGUCCACAGGUAGGUGUCACAAUUGCUUUGGAAAAAAAAAAGUCAGGAGGCCAUUCUCCUUCCCCAAGCUCAUAAGUAGACAGAUUCAAACCCCAGAUGUGGAAAUCCGGACCACAUUUUGUGCCACUGUAAAAGAGGAGGAUGCACACUGCACUACCAACCCACAGACACUAAAGACUGGACACACGUUGUUGGGCAUAUGUGAAUUUGUUGGCAUAGUAUAGCUUCCCCAUGUUUGUGUGACUUUUGGAAACAAUCUGUUUUUUCUCAGGAUAUCUUGAUCACUUCAUUGCCACGGUAUAUAUUCUAUAGGUGUGAUAGGACUUGCUGUAAAUUUUAUUUGUAAAAAAGAAAAUGUACACCGUAGAACUAAUGUGAUUGAAGAACUUGAGUCCUUCAGAAGUGGAAACAAAUUUGAUAUUUAUUUUUAUAAUGAUAUAAAGCUUCUAGUAAUUUAUGCAAGUUGUAUUGCAAUGAAAUCUAAAACUUUUUGUAAAUAAAUUCUGCCUGGUUUUUAUUUAACAUUGCUGGUUAUACAAUCUCUGUUGGUUGUUUAACAUGAAUUCUCUACUAAUUUAUAUCUAAAACUGUAAAUAAAAGCAAACUAGCCUACAAGUAAAUGGUGUUCAGGGCUCAUUUUUACUGGAGAGUGAUUUGGGUAGGCCUAGUGGUGGCCAUGGUUCCCCUCAUCCCUCCCCCCACCUCCAGGUGAUCCUAGCUCAGUUUUUAAAAGGAGAGCCUAGUCAGUGAAAUAAACUUCUUCCUUGAGCUUAUUUGAAAAUUGCAGACAGGAGAGAGAACAGUAUAAAUGUACAACCGGGAGAUACUCAUGGUUCCAGAUGAUUUACAUACAAAAGUGUUGCAAAAAAAUUCAGAUUUUUUGUUCUCUGAAUAUGCAAAUCCCUACUUAGUGUAAAUUUCUAAAAUGUGGGAAAAAAAUAAAAGGCUAUGUCACCUCUC